This is a messenger RNA of Gambusia affinis (western mosquitofish), 7918 nucleotides long. RefSeq names its product calcium channel, voltage-dependent, alpha 2/delta subunit 2b (gene cacna2d2b). The transcript is spliced from 38 exons. NCBI's taxonomy places the organism in Eukaryota, Metazoa, Chordata, Actinopteri, Cyprinodontiformes, Poeciliidae. Bases 321 to 3620 code for a protein of 1099 amino acids. Gene Ontology annotation, cellular component: voltage-gated calcium channel complex. Gene Ontology annotation, molecular function: voltage-gated calcium channel activity. The record is from RefSeq and is a predicted model, not a curated record.
ACGAAAGUGUGUGUGUGAGUGGGAGCAGAAGCAGAGACUCUGCAGUGUCUUGGCAGCUGCAGCAGUGCAUCUCCCACCACCGUCCACGAUGCCUCCACGGAUGAUACCCGCCUCCUCCGCCUUCACCUGACCGCAGAAACCGAUAUGAAGUCGUCGGGAAACUGAUCCGGACGUUCACACCUGCUCGCUGUCUGUAUGCCCCCCACCUCCUUCCCUUCCGACACCCCCAGGAGUCAGUCAGGAGAGCUUCAUCCACGCACCCAAAGCCAUUUGGCGAGAAUUUUAUUUUAUUGUAUUUUUUAUUUAUUUUUUUAUGGAAAAUGGCGAUAGGAAAAAAAUCUCGCAGCAUCGUCUGCUUAGUAUCAGUCCAAGUCCUCCUGAUUUUCAGCGCAUCAUGGCCUGGAGCACAGAGUCUUACAUUCCCACAGCAAUACACGAUAAUGCACUGGGCCAGGCGGAUCCAGCAGGAGAUUGACAGAGCCUUUCAGCACAUCACUGGAGUUCAGCAGCUGAAAGGGAUAUACAAUGAAGAAAGGCGACACUUUAAGUUGGCGAAGAAUGAGCCGCGCAGGAUUGUAGAAAAGGUGGCCUUGGAUAUAGAAAAACUCCUGGCAAAGAAGCGUAAAGCACUUGAUCGAUUAGCGAGUGAAGCAGAGCGGCUCCAACGGGAACAUCUAUGGCAAGAUGGACUUAAGGAGCUUGACAUGGCCUACUAUGACUCCAAAGCUGAUUUGGAAUAUUACUCCAUGGAUGGAGAGGCAGAGGUGGAAAACCCCUCCCAACUCAAGCUGGAGUUUGUGUACGAUCCAAACUUCAAAAAUAAUGUCAACUUCUCGCACACUGCAGUUCAGAUCCCGACAGAUAUUUACAAAGGAGCUCCAGACAUCCUGAAUGAGCUGAACUGGACGCAGGCGUUGGAGAGAGUGUUUAUGGAGAACAGCAGGGAGGAUCCGUCGCUGCUGUGGCAGGCGUUUGGGAGCGCGACAGGAGUCACUCGCUACUAUCCAGCAUCUCCGUGGAAAGCGCCUGACAAAAUCGACCUGUACGAUGUCCGGAGGAGGCCUUGGUACAUCCAGGGGGCUUCAUCUCCCAAAGACAUGGUCAUCCUUGUUGAUGUGAGUGGCAGCGUCAGCGGACUCACGCUCAAACUGAUCAAGGCGUCUGUCAUGGAAAUGCUGGACACUUUAUCUGACGAUGACUACGUCAACGUGGCCAGAUUCAAUGAGAAGGCUGAGGCAGUGGUCCCUUGCUUCAAGCAUCUAGUCCAGGCUAACGUGCGAAACAAAAAGAUUUUUAAGGAGGCCGUGCAGCAAAUGCAAGCUAAAGGCACCACUGACUACAAGUCUGGGUUUCAUUUUGCUUUUAACCAGCUUCUUAACAAGACAAAUGUCCCGCGGGCUAACUGCAAUAAAAUAAUUAUGCUGUUUACUGAUGGAGGGGAGGAUAGGGCUCAGGAUGUCUUCCUACAAUAUAACUGGCCCAACAAAACGGUCCGCGUGUUUACCUUUUCCGUGGGUCAACAUAACUACGACGUAACGCCUUUACAGUGGAUUGCUUGUACUAAUAAAGGUUACUAUUUUGAGAUUCGCUCCAUCUGUGCCAUACGGAUUAAUACCCAGGAGUACCUGGACGUUUUGGGGCGCCCUAUGGUUCUGGCAGGCGGCGAGGCCAAGCAGGUUCAGUGGACCAAUGUGUACCAGGACGCUCUAGGUCUGGGCCUGGUGGUGACGGGGACUCUGCCUGUGUUCAAUCUCAGUAUGAAUGGAAACUCACAGAAUCAGUUGAUAUUAGGCGUCAUGGGAGUGGAUGUACAUCUAGAUGAGAUAAAGCGACUGACACCACGCUAUAACCUUGGAGCCAACGGAUACAUAUUUGCCAUCGACCCAAAUGGAUAUCUGCUCCUCCAUCCUAAUCUCCAGCCGAAGCCUGUGAACCUCCCCGAACCCGUGACCUUGGACUUCCUGGAUGCAGAAGUAGAGGACAGUAAUAAGGAGGAGAUUCGACGACAAAUGAUUGAUGGAAAACCAGGAGAAAUGCAGAUAAAAACUCUCAUUAAUUCUGUUGAUGACCAAUACAUCGAUGAGGCAUACAGACGUUACACCUGGACUCCAAUCAAUGACACUGAUUACAGUCUUGGUCUGGUAUUACCUCCCUAUAGUGAGAACUUCAUCCAGGCAGACCUGAGCGAUGUGAUGGUGCAGCUCCAGUAUAUGCAGUCAUUGUUGCCGAGCUCCUUUGAGUCCUCCGGACAUGUUUUUCUGGCUCCCAGAGAAUACUGCAAGAACCUGCAGCUUUCUGAUAACAACACACAGUUCCUGCAGAACUUCCUCUCUCUCAUGCUGGAUAUCUCCCCAGAGUCCGAUGAAUGUGACCAAGGUCUCAUCCACAACCUUAUCCUGGAUUCAAGGAUUAUUGGUCAGCUUGCGUCUCGUGUUUGGAAGAAACAGGAUCUGAAUGCAUACGGCUUCCUUGCUGUUUUUGGAUCCACGCAUGGAGGAAUAACGCGCGUUUUUCCCAACAUAGCUGCUGAGUUGUGGGACGAGGAUCCAGAACCGUUUAAUUCAGAUUACUACAGAAGAAGCCUGGAUAACAAAGGCUACAUGUUCAGACCUUCACAGAGACCUUAUGAUGACCCUUUUGGGGCUGAAAACGGCACCACAGGAAUCCUGGUUAGUUCAGCUGUCGAGGUUGAUUUAGGAGGAAAACUGCUCAAGCCUUCAGUGAUUGGAGUGAAGCUGGACCUGGAGGCGUGGGUGGACAAGUUUAAAAUCCUGGCCAGCAACGUGUCAGAUAACCGACAGGGGUCACACAAGUGUGGACCAUCCAGAAGCUGUGAGAUGGACUGUGAAGUAAACACAGAUGACUUGCAGUGCUAUCUCAUCGAUGAUGGCGGCUUCCUCGUCAUGUCCAAUCAGAGAGAUCACUGGAAACAGAUUGGCCUCUUCUUCGGCGAUGUGGACCCGUUCCUGAUGUAUGCGCUCUACAACAACUCCAUCUUUGCUCGUCGACAGUCCUUCCAGUACCAGUCUGCGUGCGAAAUGGUCAGCAGAAGCCACACUGGAGCAGCGCCAAGGGGCAUCUAUGUGCCGUCCAUAAGCGAUGUCUUGAGCUUGGCAUGGUGGACAUCCACACUGGCAUGGUCUGUGAUUCAGCAGCUUCUCUAUGGACUUGUUUACAGCAGCUGGCUCCACCAAGAUGACAUCUUUAUUGAUGCCUUUGAGACAAAACAAAGCAGCUGUGUGACCAUCCAAAGCCAGUUCUACUUCACAAACACCACCAACUCCUACAACGUCCUGCAGGACUGUGGAAACUGCUCACGGCUGUUCCAUUCAAAGCGGAUUGAAAACACCAAUUUGCUCUUUGUGGUGGCUGAGACAUUGCCCUGCAGCUCCUGUGAGAUUGAGAAACUGUCCCAGAUCAAGAGGGAGUUUCAGGAGGAAAAUCCAUGUGAACUGCUGAGCAAUGCGCGAUAUCGUAGAGGUCCAACUCCCUGCUUUGACUACAGUGCCUUAGAAAACACGUCAGAGUGUGGUCGAGGUUCUUCAUUUCAGGCCUCUAUAGGAACCCUUCUCUUCAUUCAGCUCAUUCUCUUUCAUCUCUCACACAUCCAAACACUCUGACAUGUUCCAUCUCCUCGGAUUUAGGCUCGGAUCUACGGAAGGUCAGAUCAAACAGCAACUGUGAUGAAUUUUUUUCUUUUUCUUUCUUUUUGCUGACUACUCACAGUGUGUUGUGCUUUGAUUGGAAAGCCCUGUAACUGCCCCUGAUAUUUUUUUCCUGCCUUAUUGCUUAUCCAUUUCUUGGCUUUUUGAGGGCUCAAAUGCAAAAUCCUGGAAGGAAACGUGUCGAAUGCAUGCAACUUAACUUCGUUGAGAACAUUAGCUUCUAUUUCUGUUUUCCACAUUUAACAUUAAAAAAAGGUCACAGAGGCAGUCAAGGUUUACCUUAAAGAGGAGUGAAUAACAAUGAAUUAUAAACCUGCUUGUUUUAAUAUGCUUACAAUUAACUGAGAUCACAAAAGGUGUCAGAAGCACAUUAUGGAAAUGUACCAUUACAGGGGAAGUUCCUGCAUUCCAACUUUGUACUGUAUUUUAAAAACAUUGCAGCAUUUGUGUCUUACGGUUGUUUGUACAGAAACUGAUCUGAGGCAUUUAUCAUCACUGAAGCCUGUAAGUGUAAAUAUAAGAGUCAGGUGCUGAGUGAGCUUCAGACAAAAAGUUGUUGUUUUCUGUCCAGAUAGGACUCCUUUGGCAUUUAGUCAGUUUCAAUACCAAAUCAGCUCUACAACUGAUCACAUGCAUGGAAAACAGUGUGUAAAGCUUUGAAAUUUAUUUGAGCAAAGAAAAUCUGAUUUAGAAACCUAAUUUCAUGCUGUGGAAGUUUGCUGAACUUUUACUGGUGAAAAAGUAUUAAACAUAAAAGAUUUUCUUUAAGAGAAAAAAACAAAGCAAAAGAGAAAAACUAAACAGAUACAAUAAUGUUCACUUUAUCUUGAAUGACUAUUUAAAAUAAUUUCAGUACAAACAGGACCAAAAAUACAUUACGUUCAUCCGUCCAGUCACAGUUUAAACAUUUGGUUUGUGCAAGGUUGCUAUUUCUGGUGGCCAGUGCACAAGACAGUACCCUAAAAUCACACCAAAGAUCAAGUUAGUUUGGCAAAUUAACCAAACAUUCAUCAUAUUUUUAACAGAGGGAGUAAGACUGUAUAACUGCAUGCAUGGAUGCAGCAGGAGACAUGCAAAUGUGAAACAGAUUCCAGGAUUUAAACCCAAGGUCAUCCUCCUGUGAAAUAAUAGCACUAACAACUGCUUCACUGUGUGGCUGCUGAUUGAAUCUAGCUAAAGAAUAAAAUGGUAAAAUGCCCUUAAUGUGGGCUGGAACUCCUGGACAUUACUGUACCCAUUAAAAUAAGGGUUAAGGAAAGGAUUAUCCAACUAUGAACUUAUCUCUGAAGUUUUAGGAAGUCUACGUGAAUUUAAAGCUAAUGAAGAUGCACCCCACUUUUCCACUUAAUUAUUAUUCUAAGCUGUUACUACCACAGUUUUCACAUCCAUAGGUUUGAAACUAACUACACACCAUGUUUCCUUUGUGCCUGUUUCUGUUUGCAUGUUCAGUCCUCGUCAGUGUUCUCUCACUUCAGCACAAGAAGCUCAGUUAUUGCAGCUGCAGCUGGUUUCACAUGAAUGGUAGAUAUGAGCCUUAACCUCACAUUCACUGCAGUGUCUUUGACUCCAACUCUGAGGUUUGUUAAGACAGUUUGAGAAAUGUUUUCUGGGUCGAACAUGACAGGAUCCUCAACGACUUCCCUCUAGUCUCCAGGGCACGUUUUCGUCUUGUACUGUAUGUCUUUAAAUUGAGCCAGAUUUGACCACCCAAAGUUAUUGCUCCCAAAAUUUGACAGUUGUAACAUGGGAAAAGCCAAUAUAAUAAAAAAUAACAUAUGUUUCAUGAUACAUAUCAGUAAAAAAAUCUUUGCAUUUGGUUUUGUCAUAAGGUUAACAAUAGAAUUUAGGGGAAAGAUUUACAGCUGCUCAGUGGGUUUUUAAUGUCCAAGGAAGUAGAAUCAAACAAUGAGUGAUUGGUUUAAUAAACUAUCAAUGCAUCAGCAUAAAUUAUAACAUUGAUAGACAUAAUGGUAUUAUCCCCACUCUCUGCAUUCAUACAAUGUUAGAAAUGAAUAAUUCUCAAUGUGUUUCACUUAUACAAUUACUGACCGUGUGUGACUAACAUGUUUUAUGCAUUUGAGACACCUUUAUGUAACUUGCAUUGCCAAAAUGUUGUCAAUUUUGAAUUUAGAAUGUAGCUUUAGAAGGCUUUGGUGUUGUCAACCUCACAUUCAUGCAGUGCUUUGAAACCACAUCUUGAUUUUAUUUGGCAUGAUUCACUGUGGGAGAACGUUUGUGUUUUAUUAUGUGUACCCUAAGAGAGACUUCAGUCAGGAGUCUGAUUUUAUUCUGAACUGAGUUUAUACAAAUACAAGCUUUUUGGUUUGUGCUUGGUCACAACAUUUAUACCUUACUAUCACCUCAGUACAAGGGGACACUACAAUACUCUGACACAGCUUCACAUCUCACACAAACCCUAUAAUGCAACAUCAGCCAAUAAAUCCAGCAUAAUUGGGUAGUACUUAGGCAAAGGCUAGUAAACAUGUGGAUUGGAUUAUCUGUGAUUAAACAAAAACAUUAUUUUAACAGUUACAUCAAGUGCAUGUCAACCUGCACUCUAGUUAUUGCAUUACAAAGUUGCAACAUUUUAGUUACAAACUUUUUUUUUUUUUUUUACUGAUGAAUCUAAAAAAAACAUUCCCCAAUGUGAAGAGGAAAUAUCAUAUAUCAGAGAUUAGAGUACACAUGGUGAAAUCCAGAAUGAAUCUCCUGCAGUGAUUCACGCUCUCUUGUCUUUUAAAGUUGUUUUUUUUUUUCUGGCUGCUGACUUACCUGGGAUGUAUUUUAAAAGACCUUUCAAAAAAAGUACUUGUAAAUUAAUGUUUCUCUUUGUUAGCCUGGUGUUCAACCCUGCAGUGCCUUGCUGCACUAGUCAUUUUGGAUUACAGCAUUGAAUCUCAGCUGUGGACAUUCAGCGUGAAAGACACCCUGAAGAAUUGGAGCAGUCCAGCUUUAAAGCGUCCUAGGAAUACUAAAAGAUGCUCAUCGUGGACACUUUUAAAAGGAGCACAGUUGUGAAAGAUCACAGCAAGCGGACGCUCUGCAGAAACCCCCCGAAAUUCUCUGAUGGACAGAACCUUGCUGCCAUCCUGCUUUGUCUCAUUGAUUACUACACUGUGGUUCCGUCUUAAAUUAAAGAAUAGACUCUAGAUUUCUACUUAAUCCCACCAACACACUCAGUUUGUAUGUCAGACACCUAUUGGAAAGAUUUGCAUAUCAUUUAGGAGUAACUGAAUUAAAUGAACAAAUAUCUACUUUAACAAAACGGACUGUUUUGCAUCUCUUCUGGACCCAAGCAUGACGGGAACGUGGAGAACAACGAUCUUCUGUGGGUCUGCUGUAACUUAAGGGAACGUGAGUUUGAGGAACUUUGCAGCCUACAGCACAAUGUUGACUGAGGCAUUGAUUUACUUUAAAUGACCUGUAUUUACUUGCAUGAUAUUUUGGACAUUUUACAGAUAUGUGUACAUAGGUACUGAUGAGUAUUUUACAUUCAUGUCUGCAUCCAGCUCUGCAGGUCUGUGCCUGCACCCUUUUCAGAAAAAACUGCACGUGAAGAGGAGGCUGCAGAUUAAACUGAAAGUUUGACUUCAGUGAAGCCUACAGGGACUGACGGCAUAUUGAGGAUUUAGGUCUUUUGCAGCAAAUGAAAGCACAGAGUUUAAAGUUUAAAGUUAUGAGCAACAUACUGCCCAGUGAAAAUCUCUUUUAUGGAGAAAAACAAAAGAUUAAAAUUCUGUUUGAAACACUGAAUGUUAAUUAUGCGUAUCUAAGUUGUAUAUGAAAACAAUACAAAGGCACACUUUCAGACAUCCACCUACUUGCUUUGUUAAUGAGAAAUACAAUGUCAGUAUUGUUUUAUUUAUUUAUGCAAUAUUUUAUGUUUGUUUAUUUUGAACCUUUUAAUAACAGAUAGAAACUGAAUGUAUUUGAAGUUUCUGAGGGCACAGGGAGUCUAAACUGAUAUAUAGUAAAUUACCCUGUGUGUUUACGUCCUCAGAGUUUUUGGAAAACAAACAAUAAGAUUGUUUUUGCUGUGACUUUGCUUUUCAUUUUGCUGAUGUCGUCGUUUACUCUGGAACAUGUCCUCUCUUUGUGCCAGUCUCCAACACCACCUCAUUUUGUACAGACAGUGUGACAGUCAGCAGAAUAUAAAGGAUGAAUUUGUAAAGAUUUUGUCAGUCUCAUUAAGGAAUAGAAAUUUAAAUGUUUAUAUCUUUGGUGAUUAAAUGCUGUUGAUAUUUUUCACUUCA